This is a messenger RNA of Sander lucioperca (pikeperch), 4008 nucleotides long. RefSeq names its product band 4.1-like protein 3. The transcript is spliced from 25 exons. The record is from RefSeq and is a predicted model, not a curated record. Gene Ontology annotation, biological process: cortical actin cytoskeleton organization. Gene Ontology annotation, cellular component: cytoskeleton; plasma membrane. Gene Ontology annotation, molecular function: actin binding; structural molecule activity. NCBI's taxonomy places the organism in Eukaryota, Metazoa, Chordata, Actinopteri, Perciformes, Percidae. Bases 314 to 2797 code for a protein of 827 amino acids.
CACUAAUCCAUCUGAACAACAGACGGGACAGAGACUCUGAGAGAGAGAGGAACAACAACUACAGGAAUCACUUCAGAUCCUCAUCAUCCUCAUCAUCUUCAUCAUCCUCAUCAUCCUGAGACUUCUGCACACCUGCACAGAGCCAGGUACCCAGGAGGCGGAGUCUUUCCCUGAAGCCGCCGCCCACUCCACACCCAAACAGGGCGGGGGAAGCCACACUCACAGCUCAUUGGCCGAGGAUUCGUCCAGUCUGCUGUCAUCGAGCAGUCGCCUCGCUCGCUCGCCGGCCAGAAACGCUCUGAGCUUCAGAACCAUGCAGAGCCGCGUCACGCUACUGGACGGCUCGCUGUUCACCUGCACCGUGGAGAAGCGAGCUCGUGGUUUUCAGCUGUUUAAUAAAGUCUGUGAACACGUCAACCUGCUGGAGAGAGAUUACUUCGCUCUGAGCUUCAGAGACGCUGACAACAACAAGAACUGGUUGGAUCCAUCAAAGGAGAUGAAGAAGCAGGUCCGAGGCGUUCCCUGGAAUUUCUCGUUUAACGUGAAGUUUUACCCCCCCGACCCCGCCCAGCUGUCUGAGGACAUCACUAGGUACUUCCUGUGUCUCCAGCUCAGACAGGACGUUGUUUCUGGGCGGCUCCCGUGUUCCUUCGCGACUCACACCAUCCUCGGCUCCUACACCGUCCAAUCAGAGCUCGGAGACUACGACCCCGAAGAGUGUGGCUCAGAUUACGUCGCUGAAAUCGGUUUUGCUCCGACUCAAACUAAAGAAAUGGAGGAAAAGAUCAUGGAGCUGCACAAGACAUACAGAGGAAUGACUCCGGCCGAAGCAGAGAUGAACUUCUUGGACAAUGUGAAGAAACUUUCCAUGUACGGAGUCGACCUUCAUCACGCAACGAUGGUAGGAAGUCGCUUUGACUGUUUGCCUUCAGCUAAGUCAGAGGACUCAGAGGGUGUGGCCAUCAUGCUGGGCGUGUGCAGUAGUGGUCUGCUGGUCUAUAGAGACCGACUGAGGAUCAACAGAUUCUCGUGGCCAAAGAUCCUGAAGAUCUCAUACAAAAGGAACAACUUCUACAUCAAGAUCCGCCCCGGGGAGUUUGACCAGUUUGAAUCAACAAUUGGUUUCAAGCUGCUGAACCACCGAUCAGCUAAACGACUCUGGAAAGUCUGCGUGGAGCAUCACUCCUUCUUCAGGCUGAUGUCUCCAGAGGAGACCCCGAAGAAGUUUCUUUCUCUGGGUUCAAAGUUUCGUUACAGCGGUCGGACUCAGAUUCAGAGUCGCAGAGCGAGCGCUCAGAUCUCCAGACCGGCUCCGCACUUCCCCCGAACCAUCAGCAAGAGGAACGUCCUGAGCCGCAGCCUGGACGGAGAUAUGGGUUCGGGGCUGUACGGAGCGUCUAGAGCCAUUGCUAUCAGUGACCUCAUCACCACGGUAACGCCUGAGAGGACGAUGGACGAGAGGAGGGCUGAGCAAGUGGAGGAGGUGCAGCAACAGAAGGAAAGGAUGGAGGAAGAUAAAGAGGAGGAGAGGAUGGAGAAAGAUAAGGAGGAGGAGACCAGAGAGACAGAGAUUUCUCAGCAGAGUCCUCCGACUCCUCAGAAACAGGACACCAAGAGCUCUAAGGAUAUGAAGGUUGCAGAUGUCCCAGAUGUUGACUUACACACACUGUCUUUAUGUGUUCAGACUGAGCUGACAGACACCGUGCUGGACGGAGAGCUGACAGCCACCGAGUCUGAUCAGGAUGAAGACUUGAAGACUCAGGAGACCUUGGGGAGUCCAGAGGAGGACCAGAAGCCUCAGAGCUCCAUCAGCGCUCUCAGACGCUCCUUCUUAGAGGACGCCGGAGGCAGCGGAGGGAUGACGGAGUGGGACAAACGUCUCGCCUCCUCGCCGCUACGACGAGUCGACGACUCGCCGAUGAUCGAACCGCUGGAACCAGAUGAGGAGGGCGGGAUCACAAACAGGGCUCCUCCUCAGCCAAUCAGAGAGAAGAGCUACACCGUGGGGCGGAGCUAUGACACUGCCUCCGGAAAGGUUGUCACCGUGACAACCGCAGACAACGUGCAGGUCUGCGUCAUCCCUCUGUCCACCGCUGAUGAUGUCAUCACCAGGGGACCGCUGGUCACGAUCCAGGAGGUGAAGACGCCGACCUCGCCGUCGGAACCGCCCCCCAGUGCCUGGGAUGGUGAUGUCAUCGGUGGGGUCGGAGCCUCCGUUCCUCCUAAAUUUGCUCUGGAUGAGCUGAGGCUAAGCCCCGCCCCCUCAGCGGGUCACCUGACUGGCAGGAAGUCGCCCGUCUCGCCCAGAGUGCCUAAACCCACGUUUGAUGAAAUGUCUCCUGAGCUGACUGCUCUGCUGAACUCGGCCAGGGAACAACAAACCUUCAGAGAACACAAUCUGCUGAAGACGUCGGAGACGGAGACGCUCUUCCUGUUGACGGAGCCGUGUGACCCGGGACAGCCUCAGGAGGUUCCAGUGAUGAGGAAGACUCUCACAUACGAAGCUCCAGGGGUGGACUCUGAUCCUCCGGCAGGUUUGCUGCUCAGUUCUCAGAUCUUCACCGCAGAAACCUCCAACACCACGACCACCACGCACAUCACCAAGACAGUGAAAGGAGGAAUUUCAGAAACCAGAAUCGAGAAAAGAAUUGUGAUUUCUGGAGACACAGAAAUUGACCAUGACCAGGCUCUGGCAGCGGCGCUCAGCGAGGCGCGGCGGCAGCAUCCGGAGCUGUCGGUCACACGAGUCGUUGUCCAUAAAGAAACCGAAGUGUCUCCUGAUCAUGUGAUCGAUUAGUGACAUCACAGGACUAAACCCAGAAGAACCUGCUGCAUUCUGGGACUUGUAGUCCAGACUAAUCAACCAACUGUUGAGUGUUUUCAGCGACACCCAGUGGACAAUAAAGGAACUGUAGAUCUACACACACACACACACACACACACACACAGACACCCACACACACACACACACACACACACACAGACACACACACACACACACACACACACACAGAUACCCACACAGACACAUAUACACACACACACAGACACACACACACACACACAGACACCCACACACACACACACACUCACACACAGACACACACAGAUACACACAGAAACACACACACACACACACACACAGACAGACAGACCUGUCUGUCUGACCGGGGGCGGGGCUUCAGAGCUGUUAGCAUUAGUUUGAUAGAUUAGAUAAGCUUCAUGACGCCAUUUUCAGUCACAUUUAAAACGACAAACUACACACAGACAGAAAGACACACACACACACACACACACACACACACACACACACAGACACACACAGAGAAACACGCGCACACACAGACAGACACACACACACACACACGCACACAUACAGACACACACACACACACACACACACACACACAGACACACUAACGUCUGUUGAAGCUGGCGAAGCCGACACGUGUAUCAGGUGUGAUCCAGGAUCUACCAAACUUCACCUGCUGCUGCUUUUACUUCCUACUUAAACAAGCCCCGCCCCCACACACACACACCUGACAUCUGAUUGGUUGGCUCAGGUAUAUUUAACCCUGAUUGUGGGACAGAGAGACAGCAGCUUUAUGAAGCAUUCAGUAAACAGUUUGCAUCAAAAUCUCAAAGAGCGUCUGGCUUUACUAUCUAUUAUUCAUACCUUAAUGUUAAUGUUAACAGCUUUAAUUUAUCUGGCUCUUUCCUGAACAUUUCUCUCUUUCAGCUUUCUGUUUCAGAGACUUUAAGAACCAGUUCGUUAUUAGUUCCUAAUUCAACCACCGACUGCAAUUCCUGAUUUAAGACAUUUGAAAGUUCAUCAGUUUCUGCCAGGAAUACUGUUUUAUCAUCAGCGUACAUGCUGACUUCUGCCUGGUUUUAGGGUCAAAGGUAAUUCAUUUCCAAACACAGCAUAUAACAACGGGCCUGGACAGCUUCCCUGAGGAACUCCACAGCUGAUUGGCUGAUGGGUUUUACAUCAGAGACACUUACACU